GUCGUGGAUACCGCUCUAAUUGUACGAAUUCACAGAAAAUUGCUCAAAAAUGGCGGCGUCCGUGCUACCGCUGUUACUGCUGUUGGCUUCGCUUCUGACGCUCUCCUCCCAGCAAAUUUACGACGAGAGCUGGGGAUACGUGACAGUCAGACCAAAUGCCCACAUGUUCUGGUGGCUGUACGGUAGCACGGCGCCUGAUAGGGACAGCCGUCCGCUAGUAAUGUGGCUUCAGGGUGGGCCUGGGGGAUCUUCGACUGGAUUUGGCAAUUUUCUUGAGCUGGGACCACUGGAUAUCAACCUCAAACCUAGGAACACCACCUGGGUUCAGGCGGCCAACGUUCUCUUUGUGGACAACCCAGUUGGUACAGGCUACAGCUACUGUGACACCGACGAUGCAUUCACAUCAAACGUGGACGAGAUUGCAAAAGAUCUGGUCACCUUAUUCUCCGCCUUCCUUAAGGACAUCCCCUGUGUUCCAGACCCUGCCAUUCUACGUGUUCUCUGAAUCCUAUGGAGGAAAGAUGGCUGCAGCUUUUGGGCUCGCUCUCUACAAUGCCAUAGAAGCUGGUGAGGUGAAGAGCAACUUCAAAGGAGUGGCUCUUGGCGACUCGUGGAUCUCUCCCAUUGAUUCUGUGAAGACUUGGGGACCCUACCUCUAUGCUACUGUAAGUAUUGUGCCAAUUGCUUGAAAUGCUCGACAUCAUCUCUCAGUGAGAGUAAGGGUAGUAUUUUGUUUACAGUGUACAAUAGUGUGUAUACCCCCUACCUACUCUUUUUCUAUAUACUUCUAAGCAGCUCAUUCCAAGUAUAUACUAUGAUUAUAGGAGUAGAAUUUCUAUUCUGUUUCACAUUGUGUGGAACUGUGUGUCUUGCAUCACCAAAGCCAUUAAUUGUGUGGCGGGAAUCUUUCGAGAGAGGAACACAGUCCCCCCUAUACAGUAUAUAUACACGUUUGUAUUGUGCCAACAAACAAUAUGUAAACAUGUUGCAAUGCACACACGCACACACUAUAAUAAUGGUGCAGUCUCUACUGAACGAGGAGGGGCUGGCUAAAGUGGAGAGAGUGGCCAACAUGACGCAGGAGGCUCUGAACCAGGGGAACUAUGCGCAGGCCACGGCGCUCUGGGGAGAGGCCGAGGGCGUCAUUGAAUCGCUAACAGACAAUGUUGAUUUCUACAACAUUCUUCUGCACAACGUGCCGGAUGAGGGGAGUGUGAAGUCUGGGCGUGGUCCUGGGCGGGGCCUGGAGCUAGCCGCGAUGCGACACGUCAUGCGACUCCAGCAGGAGAGUCUGUCUCAACUGAUGAAUGGACCGAUUCGCCAGAAACUGGGAGAUAUUCCAACCAACGUCACUUGGGGAGGUCAGGCAAAUGAUGUGUUUGUAAAGCAGACGGUCGAUUUCAUGAAGGAUGUCGUCAGUACAGUUGAUGAGUUGCUAAUGAAGGGGGUUACUGUGGUGGUGUACACUGGGCAACUGGACCUCAUUGUUGAUACAAUGGGUACACUGGCUUGGAUUGAGCGUCUAAAGUGGUCCGGUCUCCCUGAUUUCAUGACUGCCAGUCGUGACCCACUCUACCCGCCCUCUGGCAUGCCCACUAACGACACAGGGGCCUUUCUACAGACACACGAGAAUUUCUCUGUCUUCUGGAUCAUGAAGGCAGGGCACAUGGUGCCUGCUGACGCUGGCGAGAUGGCUCUGGAGAUGGUGAAAAUGAUCAUUGGGGUGGACUGAAUUCUGUUUACUGGACUGUUUGUGCUUUGUUUUCAGUUGAUUGAACUCCUUGUGUAAUUUUGUUUACUCAAUUCGGUCAAAUGCCAUGUUCUAUUUUUAUGUUGGCUAU
Molecule: messenger RNA, 1841 nt
Organism: Geodia barretti
Lineage: Eukaryota; Metazoa; Porifera; Demospongiae; Tetractinellida; Geodiidae
Source: the annotation of a GenBank genome assembly